Molecule: messenger RNA, 1783 nt
Organism: Prunus dulcis (almond)
Lineage: Eukaryota; Viridiplantae; Streptophyta; Magnoliopsida; Rosales; Rosaceae
Product: pentatricopeptide repeat-containing protein At4g35850, mitochondrial
Exons: 12
Coding region: 95-1429 (444 amino acids)
Cellular component (GO): mitochondrion
Molecular function (GO): protein binding
Source: RefSeq, a predicted model, not a curated record
AAGGCAGCGAAGGGAAAGGGUUUGGGCCUUUGGGGUUUAGAAAGAGAGAACUUUCACUCACACAGAGACACAGCGAGUCAGCAGCAGCGACACCAUGAGGCUUCUCCAAUCCAUUACUGGUCAGUGUAGGCCGGUGCUGCUGCGAGCGCUGGGUCGGCGAUACUUGGCUGCGGCGUCAACAGAAGAAUACGCGAAGAGAAACUACGCGAGCAACGUGUCGGAGUACAAUACGGUCUUGAAUUCUCUGAAUGCUCAGAGAAGGCAUUUCUUACUGAGGGAUGUGUAUGAUGAUAUGAUGCUCGAUGGGGUGCAGCCGGACCAGGACACCUUCAAAUCCCUAAUAUUGGGCACCAUGAAAGGCUCUAGCUUGCAGGACGCUUUCUACUUCGCUGAUCAAAUGAAAAACAUGGGCUUGGCCCCUGAUGUUAAUUCGUAUAACAUUUUGAUCACAUUGUGUGGGAAGUGCAAGCACUCUGACAAAGCUAUUCAGAUUUUGGAAGAUAUGAAGAAGUUUGACGUGAAACCGAAGGUGCAAACUUACAUGUGUCUACUCAACGCAUGUGCAGCUACUGGCCAUUUAGAUCGAGUGUAUGCAAUUGUCCGUGACAUGACCGCUGCUGGUCUUGGAUUAAACAAGUUCUGCUAUGCAGCACUUAUAACCGCACUUAGGAACAAGACACCCUUACCAGAUGAUUUUGGCACCAAAAUUAUAGAGUUUGUUGAAAGGUCAAAAGAGUGGACAUCGGUUGAAGAAUCAAGUAUGACUGCUGAAAAUGUAAUGAUGGAUAUAACAGAAGAAGAGUUAUAUAAUAUGCCCACUGCUGAAUAUGCUCGUAGGCGUGGAUUUUUGAAUAGGCAACUAACCGUGUAUCAUGCUGCGCUUCAUGCUUGUGCAGACCUCAGGAAUGUAGAGGUGAUGGAAGCUCUUUUGGGGAUGCUAGAGAAAGAUGGAAAAACUCCUGACCUCUUUAUUGUGAUGCAAAAGAUGAGGUGCUAUCUACAGUCUGGGGACAUUGACCGUGGUCUUAAGACGUUUGACGACUAUAUGAAGUCAGGAAAUCUUCCCGCAGUAGAAUUAUAUACGAUGCUUGUGGAGGGAGCCAUGAUUGGGCAUACACCCAAGGGAAUGCAAAUUGCCCAAGAAACGUUGGUAAAUAUGACUUCCCGGAACUUUUAUUUGAGCCCAAAAAUGGGGAGUGAUCUUCUCCUUGCAGCUGCUGGUGAUGAGACUGGAGGUUAUACUGUUGCCAACUAUAUAUGGGACUUGAUGCAAGCUCGUAAUAUAAUUCCCCAAUUUCCUGCUGUAGAAGCAUAUUACAAGGGCUUAAAAAAACGUGAGAUUCCCAGCGACGAUCCACGACUGUUAGUGGUUACGCGGACUUACGAUGAUCUUCUCGCGAGAAGGGGACCCAGACGACCUUCCAGAUAAAUGAUGACGAAAGUUACUCCAAGGAGUAGUUAGUUCUCAUGGAUUUUUAUCGUUCAACUAGCAUUAUUGAUGUUUUGGAGGAAAAGAGUCAUCGUUUAGAGCAAGCGUUCCUGGUAUCAAAAGUCAGGAUACCAUAGGGUGGAUUUCAGUGAGGCUUGGUUAUGAACUCGGGCGUUUCAACAGUUUGUAUGUUGUGGCUUCCCGCAAAAGUCUUGGAAUAGGCUCAUCUUUUGAAGUUUUUUUUAUUUACCAGAAAUGAAAAAAUAACGAAGUUAAAUUUAUUUUUGUUUUGCAUAAAACUUUUAAUAAAAUAGUUUUAGGUUGAGCCUGACCAAGCUAUGGCCUUUACUGUCA